UGCUUUUGCAAAGGACACACACGCCACAACGAGGACAUCAGAACCGCCGUCGUGCGUUGACGUUGCCCAGUCAGCCAGCCAGCCAGUCACGGUUCAAACAAUAUCGUUCUCCUCUGUUCUUCGCAUUCAGCAUCAACACCAUCAACACCACCAUCAACGUCAUCAACACCAUCAACGCCAUGGUUGUGCAGACGUGGGCGAUUGACAAUGGCUUCCAAGCCCGGGAACUGAUUGAGCAGCUGGCACCAGCCAGUGCACCCGACGCCGCCACUGCAGCCACGACAUUGCAAACCGCCAAGUUUGUGCGCGACGCGCUCACUGGCAGCUCCUUCAGACAGCACCUGUUUCAGAAGGAGGGCCUUGUCCAACACAUUGUUGGCCUGCAUGAGCAGCUGGGUGCAGACGCAUCGCCCGAGCUGCUCGGGUGCUAUGUGUCCAUCCUCACCACGUUGUUUCCCUCGCUGCAGCCUGAGGUGCAGGACCAGGCAGCGCAGCCUCUGCUGGAAAUGGCGUUUCGGCUGCACAACAUCAGCGACGGCAGCCACGCGCUCGCCUGCAUCGUACUCAAGUGCUUCACCACGCUGUUGCGGGAUAGUGACACGGACAUUCCGCCAGAGGCUUGGCAAGUGGAGCGCCUGAUGCCCUUCCUCGAGACCCACCUCAUGACGGGCCCGGGCUCUCGCACCGUGAUUGCUGCCUGUGCCGUUGUUGUUGAGCUGGCAAAGAAGCCCUGGGCCCGGGAAAACCCGAUGCUACUGUCACCGCUGCUGCGUGCGCUGACCACCGCCCUUGCGGCUCCGCACAUGGACCCCGUGCACCUGCUGGACGCGGCCAGGGCGCUGCUGACGAUUGAUUCCGCAGCCAACAUCUUUGCGCAAACCAUGGUUCUUCCCUCCCUUGUUUCUUCCGUCCAACAGUUUGUACACAGCACACACCCGCACGUCCGAAUGGCCGCCAUCGCUUGCCUGUUGGCAUACCCAGACGCCGUGGAGGAAGCAUUCAUCAAACAGGAGAUUUUGCCGCGGCUGUGCAGUCUUGUGCGAAAGGAAGUGGCGGUGGCGACGCGCACGGCAGCAGCGUCGUUCCUCGGCGAUCUGCUCAACAAGGAGGAGCAUCAGGCGCUAGCGGCAGAUAUGAAGUACCUGGCCGCCGUUGCAGAUGUCCUCAAGCCUGCAGAUGAAGCCGACCUGCCCCCACAGCUCAUCAAGGGCAGCCUGAUGAUCCUCGCUGCCACGUGCGGGCUGUCGGAGGCCGCCUGCUCCAAGGCGCUCGACAAAGGCUAUGCCACCUCCCUCACCACCUUCCUCACCUCCACAAACGCGGCUGUGCGACUUGCCGCCGCCACCGCCACCAAGUGCAUCACCCGCUGCGUGCGGGCGGUCAAGUCUGAGCUGAUGAACACAUCGCUGCUGCCUACGGUGUGCAAGUUGCUCAGCGACCCCGACUGCCCGACCCGUCGCCAGGCUGUCGCCGCCUUCUCAAACCUCUGCGUCAGCUCAGCCAUCUCCCCACUACAGACGGUGGAGGCCGCCACGUGGACGACGUUGAAGCAUCUGCUGCAUGAGGAUGAUGAGGACACUCGAUAUGCCGCCUUCCUCGCAGCACAGAACUUGUUCAAGACGGUUGAGAGCUCGAAGAUGGAUGUUGCGUGCCGUGUGCUGCAAGAGCUCGACAUCAACCACCUCCUCCACUCGUACCAUCACGACCCGAGCGUGAACGUGCGAACCGCAGCUGCAGGAAUCUUCCGGAACCUCGCGUGCCACAUCCGCCUCGUAAAGGAGGUGAGCGAUGUGGUGGAAGGACACGCGAACCUCGUCAAGGAGUUUGUUAAUCCGCUCUUUGAAUCUGUUGAUCCAGCUAUUGUCACAGAGGCGGUGUAUACGCUGUGCAAUCUCACGCGCACGGAUGGGGCGUAUGCAGCUGUUCUCUGCACGAAAUACCCAGAAGCCAUCGGGGAACUGAUCCAGCGGCUGCACCGCGCCGAUUACGAGAACGCGCACCUUCUCCAACUCGCUGCUGCCCGCGCACUGGCCAACCUCGUCAACCACCACAAGCAGAGAGGCACGCUUGCUGGUUUCGUUGGGCAAUUUGAUUUGCAAACUGCACUUGACGCAUAUUCGUUUGGAGAGCCGGAAGUGCAUCGGCAAGUGGAACUCCUCAAGGCGCGGCUGGCCGAGCCGUAAACGGUGCAUGUGUACACAUACGAGUGAGCACCACGCACGUUUUUUGUUCCUCUACACGCGUGAGCAGGACACGAGUUACAUGCCACACCACAUUCUCGAGCACACUUUGACACGAUGUGACACCUACGAGCAAAAGAGCAAAAGUCGGUUGUGCUGCGUCACCAUCAUCACCGCCCCCCCCCCUCCUCCUUCUCCUUGUUACCAACAGCCCCUUGUUCUUCCCUGACUGUGGCGGGGGCCUGAGAAUGUGGUGUUGUAGUUGUGGUGGUUGUUGUUUCUGUUUGGGAGUUGUUGUGUCAUUCAUGUGUUUGUUGUCUCAUGCUGUGGUUGUUUGUCUGACUUUCGUGAACAACGCCCCCCCCCCCCUUCUCCAUCCCUGUGCGGACCCACAGCACCACCACCGUGUUUACGUUUCAUGUGCACUUUCUCCCCUACAACGGACGCGCAUGCCAUGCACACAAAUUAUUUGAUCUCUACAUUCAACAUGAGCGUGUGUUUUCGCUUACAUCUGUAAUUUUUUUUCGUUCGCGAAGUCUGGCCCUUGCUUGCAUGCCAAGCACAUUCAAGCACAACGUCACACGCCCCACCCCCUCCCUGGUCUCUGUCACAACUAGAAUAGACAACAAGGCGGCCACCAAAAGUUGACAUUGCACACACAUGCACAUGUGC
This is a messenger RNA of Salpingoeca rosetta, 2852 nucleotides long. RefSeq lists its product as uncharacterized. The coding region runs from base 180 to 2183 and encodes 667 amino acids. The record is from RefSeq and is a predicted model, not a curated record. Gene Ontology annotation, biological process: proteasome-mediated ubiquitin-dependent protein catabolic process. NCBI's taxonomy places the organism in Eukaryota, Choanoflagellata, Craspedida, Salpingoecidae. The transcript is spliced from 10 exons. Gene Ontology annotation, cellular component: GID complex.